AUGAAACUUGGCUACAGUUAUAAUAGGCAUGUAUACUGUGUGCUAAUAAAAUACUUAAAAAUAAGUUGCUCAGCCAUCCUAGUUUUAAUUAUUAGAGAAAUUGUUCAGUGAUCCAGCAACAGGAAGUCUAACUGCUAUGUUUGUUUCCACAGAAGAGAUAAUUCAAGCAGUAAUCGGAGAUGACGUCAUUCUACCAUGCCACACCGUGUUUGACAAGAACAAUUCAAAAGUGACGUGGAAACACAGGGACCAGAUUGUGCACACAUAUCAGUAUGGGAAGGACUGUCUAACUAAUCAGGACACUAACUUCAAAAAUAGAACAUCUCUCUUCCAUGAUGAAAUGACCAGAGGAAACCUUUCACUAAAACUGACCAAUGUCACUGAACGGGAUGCAGGAAAUUACAGCUGCGAGGUCCCAGAACAUCCCGAACAUAACAUUACCCUCGUUGUUGAGAGAAAGCCCACCAAAGGUCCGGUUCAUGUUACAAUUCUCUACAUUGGUUUAAGUCUUGGCGGGCUUUUCAUCGGCGCUUUAAUUGGGAUUGUAUGGAAGAAAUAUGGAAAUACCAGUAGAUGUGCAGGACGAGACAGGAGAGAACGCAACAGAGCCGGCAUUCGGGAGAGUUUUCCUAUGAGAAUUAACAUGGAAAACCCCAACGACGCUGCUUCAUGAUGACUCUGGAUUCUUGGACCCACCUACCAAAUAGAAAAUAAGGUUUUAUGCCAUCCAAAAAUCCACACAUUUUUAUCAGGUGCCUCCAGGAAAACAUCCUUUUGAUCCUGGUUGAAAAAUUACCCACUGCACACCUCGGGUCCUUAUUUCAUUUAAAUGGUCAAAUGUUAACAAAGUUGUAGAAUGAAUAUAUGAAAAGUUAUACAACUUGUUUACAUGUUGUUUUCACCGUGUGCUGCUAUCAGUGAAGUGAUUGCAGUGUUGUGUUCCUCCUGUUUCUCAUGAUGGUGCUGUUGUCUCACUGGUGCUACGAACACAGACACAGUGAUGAGAAACUCAGUUAACAUUAGUUUACUGUGACAGUUGAUGCUGCAGCACCGGGGUGUCAGGUUUAGAUAUAUUUGAGUGGUUGUGAAAGGUUUCUUAACAAUAUAAUAAUAACUGUGUUCAUCUGAAUAAGGUCUGGGUCACUAUACAGACCGGAGUUAUGAACACAUUUAAGAGCCAAAAUGGCUGCCGUGGUUUACUUGAAAUAAUUGUACAAACUUCUUUUCCACAGUUUUCAGCAAUGUGAUAGAAAAACGUUGAAGGAUGAUUCCUAAUUAAAAUGCAGGUACAGGACCUUAUUCAGAAGCUCUUCUUGAUAUUUCUGUGGCUUUUGAUAUGUUAGACCCUGAUUUUAUAACCAUCUCAGUUGGUAUCUCAGGUCUGGACCUUGACUGGAUUGAGAACCCAUUCACACUACUCCCUUUUAGUUUAAAACGUCUCCGUCUACAUUAAAACGAAUGUAAACGCACAUGUAGUGGCCGUUCACGUACACUGGGCAUGCGCAUGCCGGUGUAAACAUGAAGCUGAUAGUCUAUUCCGUAGUUACAAUCAGACUAGAUUUUAUUUUGCAGGGAACAAUAACGAAAAAAGUAAACGGGGCCAUGCGUAGGAAGAUGAGUUUUAUUUGCGCAGUACAGAAUAUUUUAAUAAAAAUCAAAAACUCAGUCAGUGGCAUCGUGUGUCUGCUUUAUAUGACUUAUAAGACCCAAUCAGAGAGCCAAGUGUGAGCGUCUGCGUCAUCGUUUCUAAAGUCCACCGUUUUUGCCGGUCUUCACUAAAACGCCCUCCGGAGUUUAAAAACGAUCGGUGCGUUUCCAAACUUCUCCCUUUUAGGUCUUUGUUUUCGCUGUUUUAGUCUGGACGGGAGGUGCAAAAGGUCUCCAUUUUAAAACGAUUUUGUAGUAGCAUGGACGCCUAAACUUCAAUUCAAUUCAAUUCAAUUUUAUUUAUAUAGCACCAAAUCACAACAGUUAUCUUAAAGCGCUUUUCAUAAAAGAGCAGGUCUAGACCGUACUCUAUGAUGCUAUUUACAGAA
Micropterus salmoides (largemouth bass) is the source of this 2036-nucleotide messenger RNA. RefSeq names its product CD276 antigen homolog. NCBI's taxonomy places the organism in Eukaryota, Metazoa, Chordata, Actinopteri, Centrarchiformes, Centrarchidae. The record is from RefSeq and is a predicted model, not a curated record. Bases 137 to 673 code for a protein of 178 amino acids. The transcript has 4 exons.